This is a messenger RNA of Fusarium poae, 903 nucleotides long. RefSeq lists its product as uncharacterized. The transcript has 2 exons. NCBI's taxonomy places the organism in Eukaryota, Fungi, Ascomycota, Sordariomycetes, Hypocreales, Nectriaceae. Bases 1 to 903 code for a protein of 300 amino acids. The record is from RefSeq and is a predicted model, not a curated record.
AUGAUAACCACCACGCCGGCCAGAUACAAGAAGUUCCCAUCACUGACCAACCCAGCGUUAUCCAAAUCACCCGAAAAUCAACAAACCAUACGCAAACUCAAAGAGAUGUACGACAAUCACUCCAAGGAUUGGGACAAAGAAACAAGAUACAACAUCAUCGACCAUGUUCUUAAUGGUGACACCGAAGUCACAGAGCGCAUCGCCCGCGCCCCCAACAAACACAAGCUCCUGCAGCGAAACAUGACAUUCGCCAUUUGGAUCGUGCUUAGAGCGACUUAUGGCUUCGAGAGACUUUCCAGACUUCAGUACCGAUUUAUUGAGAAGUUUCCUGGGAUCGAUCCUGCAUCCCUCGUUAGCCCGGUCCUGGCGAAGAAGACUAAAGUAGGUCCUCUGGAGGACGGAGAAGACUAUGCUCCCCCUUAUCUUGAUCCGCCGCCGCCUACUCGCGCUCCAAGUAUCUUCGGGCCAGUAGACGUUUCUCAGUUUACUUACCGUCAUGAGCAAGACGCCUCCCAAAAGCGAAAGGGACCUGACUUCGCCAACUUCCAACCAUGGAAGAUUCCCAAGACAACAGUAAAACGCGAACCCGAUGCUGCAAACUUCUUGAACACUCUUCGCCCGCCGGCCUUUCCUCAAGUCUACCUCCUACCCACAGAGGAGAGUCGCAACACGGCUUCUCCUGUUCACAACGCGCCCUUACCUUCGAUCGAAAGUCCCUUCAGGUCUUUGGACCCUGAACAGGAAGUUUCAAUGUCUCAGCAAGACAAAGAGAAUUGCGACCCUCCACUUCGACCAUCUCUCCAAAGGCCCGCACAAGCCUCUAGGUCUGUUCAGUCUAUCGAGUCAGGGAACAUUGGCACAAGCCCAUCUCCUUCCUCUUCGCAAAUCCCCCCCUCUCGUUGA